CAUUUUGUCGUCCACUCCAUUCUUAUCGUAUUAAUGCCCAACUCACUCUCACUCUCAUCCUCAUGCAUGCAUGUUACAUGUACUUCAUCUUCAAUUUCAACCCGCAACUUCACGCCGCCACUUUCAUCACCAUCCUCCAAUCACACCCCGCCACGUGUCACUCCGCCGCCACUUCUCCUACAUAACACCACCACCACCCCACCAUCCGAAACCCAACACUCACUCCAUCAUGGGUAAACAAACAACAACUACUGAAGAAGUCCAAACCGGGUUCAAACUCCUCGGGUUCAACCGCUUCGUCCGGUCCAACCCAAAAUCAGACCGGUUCGCCGUGAAAAGGUUCCACCACAUCGAGUUCUGGUGCUCCGACGCCACCAACGCCGCACGCCGCUUCUCCUGGGGCCUCGGCAUGCCGCUCGUCGCAAAAUCAGACCUCUCCACCGGAAACCACUCUCACGCCUCCUACCUCCUCCGCUCCGGCGACCUCUGCUUCCUCUUCUCCGCCCCAUACUCUCCCAAAAUCUCCCUCCCCUCCACCGCCUCCAUCCCCACUUUCUCCGCCUCCACCUGCUUCGCCUUCUCCGCCGCCCACGGCCUCGCCGUCCGCGCCGUCGCCGUCGAAGUCGCCGACGCCGUCCAAGCCUUCUCCGCCUCAAUCAACCACGGCGCCAUCCCCGUAUCCCCCCCUGUCCUCCUCGACAACCGCAUGAAGCUCGCCGAGGUUCAACUCUACGGCGACGUCGUCCUCCGCUACGUCAGCUACAACGACCCGACCCGUGUGUCCGACCCGGACCCGACAAACUGGUUCCUCCCCGGGUUCGAGCCUGUAGAGGAGGCCUCGCCGGUGUUGGACUACGGGAUCCGGCGACUCGACCACGCCGUCGGGAACGUGCCGAAGCUGGCUCCGGCGUUGAGCUACGUCAAGGGGUUUACUGGGUUUCACGAGUUCGCUGAGUUCACUGCAGAGGAUGUUGGAACGAGUGAGAGCGGGUUGAACUCGGUGGUUUUGGCGAACAACGAUGAAACGGUGCUGCUUCCGAUGAACGAACCGGUUUAUGGGACGAAGAGGAAGAGCCAGAUAGAGACGUAUUUGGAGCACAAUGAAGGUGCUGGGUUGCAGCACUUGGCUCUGGUGAGUCGUGAUAUCUUCAUGACUUUGAGGGAGAUGAGGAAGAGAAGUGGGGUUGGUGGGUUUGAGUUCAUGCCUUCUCCUCCACCUACAUACUAUAAGAAUCUCAAGAACCGAGUUGGGGAUGUGUUGAGUGAUGAUCAGAUUAAGCAGUGUGAGGAGCUUGGGAUUCUGGUGGAUAGGGAUGAUCAGGGUACUCUGCUUCAGAUUUUCACUAAGCCUGUUGGAGAUAGGCCAACCAUAUUUAUUGAGAUAAUCCAGAGAGUUGGAUGCAUGGUGAAGGAUGAGGAAGGGAAGGAAUACCAAAAGGGUGGGUGUGGAGGGUUUGGUAAAGGCAAUUUCUCUGAGCUCUUCAAGUCCAUUGAAGAAUAUGAGAAGACUUUGGAAGCUAGAAGAACUACAUGACCCAAAAGAAUAUGUGAUCUCAAUGCACUGUAAUGUGGUGCUUUCUAGGCCAUCUAGUUAUCACUGCAAUGCUGAUAUUUGUUGGUCUUCUCUUCAUUACUUUUACUAAGUGGAGGUAGUAGCUGGAGCUCUUCCACAAAGGAAUUGAUGGUGCCUAUAGUCUUUAUCUUGUAUAAUAAUAGAUAAUAAAAUUGGAAGCACAGCCUUUACAAAAGAUCAAACAAACUUUGUCAGAUAUUUUUCUGUCAGAUACUCUUAAAUGGGAACGGAAAUAUACUUAUGUUA
Lotus japonicus is the source of this 1819-nucleotide messenger RNA. RefSeq names its product 4-hydroxyphenylpyruvate dioxygenase. Gene Ontology annotation, biological process: L-tyrosine catabolic process. The coding region runs from base 71 to 1534 and encodes 487 amino acids. Gene Ontology annotation, molecular function: 4-hydroxyphenylpyruvate dioxygenase activity. The record is from RefSeq and is a predicted model, not a curated record. Lineage: Eukaryota; Viridiplantae; Streptophyta; Magnoliopsida; Fabales; Fabaceae. The transcript has 2 exons.